AUGCAUCUCAUUCGAUCAGUCAUUACCGUUGUAAUACUAGCGGCGAAGCAAUCAUUGGCGCAAGAACCAUUCGAUCAAUACUGCUAUCUCGACAUUCAGAAUGCCGAUUUUUCGUUCUAUAGCACCAACUAUAACCUAAUGGGUUGGGCACCAGAAAUAUACGCAGGGGGCAAUUUCGCCUGGCAAGCCGGUGAUGGUUCCGAACCUCUCGGCAUCGAUGGUACCCGAGGUGGCCGGAUGGUCUUCAACCUGAUUCAAGAGCAAGGCUGGGGCACUAUGACUAUGAAUGCAUUUUUCUCGGACUACCUAUACGCUGUACCUCGCGGGACUCAGCAGAUCCUCAGCUGGUGGGUCAUGUUUGACGCUGCGACCUCGGCUCACGAUUUGAGCAAUUGUCAAGUCGGGAUGUCAGACGGCAACGACGAUGCGAGCAUUGUGCCCACUCUGGAAACCGCGUAUCAAUGGACUCAAUAUACGUUCUCGGGCCCGGAUGCCGUGGCAGAUGGACAAACACAGGAAAUGAUCAUUCGAGUUACUUGUCAAGCGAACGUGGUGGCUUAUGGUGGGCCGGUGGCCUGGAAGGUCGAUGAACCUGGUUGUCCGCCAGGAGCCAAGAUCCUAAAUGCAGCUGCUGCUUCCUCGAUGAUAAUUCCUACCACCGCCUCAUCAACAGCGGCUGUAUGUCAAGUGCCAGAUUCUACAGUAUAUAUUGCACAAACGCGCACAGUCACCAUGGCUCCCGAAGUGAUUACUUCUUACAUAUACGCUUCGAUGAGCACAGCUUGGGUUACGCUUAACACCUGCAGCUCCAGCGCUGUUAUUUCGACGAAUUCGGCAGCAUCAUCUUCCUUCUCGUCAGCGCCAACAUCAAGCUUCUCUAGCAAUGCUUCGGCGAGCGCGGCAGCUUCGUCGUCAUUCUCAGCUGCGCCAACAUCGAGUUUUGCCUCCGCGUCUUCGACGGAUUUGUGUCCUUCGUACAAUUUCACUACGACGAUUGUAUCCUGGCUGCCAGCUGCAACAGUUACUACUUGGAAAUCAGAGGAUGAGGUGUUGGCCUCGGUCUACGCAAGUUUGGUUUUGCUUGGAUCAAGGGCUUUGCAUGCACACUUCCAUGAUUUUCCUUCCUGCGACAAUGGCAUGAGUCAAGAGAAUUCAGGAGAGCAAGCUGCAGCUGAAUACUUGCUGGCCGUUUUGAGAUUUGGUUUCUUGAUUAAGUAA
Molecule: messenger RNA, 1218 nt
Organism: Mollisia scopiformis
Lineage: Eukaryota; Fungi; Ascomycota; Leotiomycetes; Helotiales; Mollisiaceae
Exons: 5
Coding region: 1-1218 (405 amino acids)
Source: RefSeq, a predicted model, not a curated record